Macrobrachium nipponense is the source of this 504-nucleotide messenger RNA. RefSeq lists its product as uncharacterized. NCBI's taxonomy places the organism in Eukaryota, Metazoa, Arthropoda, Malacostraca, Decapoda, Palaemonidae. The record is from RefSeq and is a predicted model, not a curated record. Bases 2 to 385 code for a protein of 127 amino acids. The transcript is spliced from 2 exons.
UAUGGCAUCAGUGGCCUCUGCUGCAGAUACCCAGAACCUGCAAGACAGUGUCAGGAGCGCCGAUUUUGGAAGGUUUGUCCAUAACUUCAACCUUCUGGACUUCUUCAGUAACUUCGACUACCAGAUCAUCAGCUGGCUGGGACUCGCUGCUGUCAUUCUGGUCUACUUGUUUGGGCUUUCAACGAGAUCUUUUGCGCCUUACGGAAGGAGCUUGGCGCUGACAGCCGCAGAUUUAUGGGAGAACAGGGAUCAGCAUGGCUUUCCGAGCACUGGAAGAGGCAGUCGAUCUAUGGAGCCCUUAAUAGAUGUCCUUGACAGCCUGGCUGUUGCAGUCAAGAAAUGGGAAAUUCCUUCAGAGGGCUCUGCUAAGACCCAGAAAAUCUGAGUGUAUUUUUUUUGUACAGUGACAACCUGUAAGUGAAAAGGUGUACACUUAUCUUGAUUACCCAAUUGCAUUGAUGUAAUUUCAGAAUUCCCUUAUUUAUUGAAAUAUUCCAAUCCUAA